UUAGGGGCUGGAGUGUCCAGGGGUUGCACACAGGCUGGAGAUACUGUGCCUAGGACAGGGCUGAAUGAAGAAAGGGAGAGAGGGGGAGAAAAGGGGGGCAUAGAGUGAAAGUAAAACGAAAGAGAAUAUUUGAAAGGAGAGUGGAAAGUACCAGAAGGGCAGCGACUGCACACAAGCCUCAGAGAGAGAGAGAGAGAGAGAGAGAGAGAGAGCAGGAAAGGGGUGUGCUCGUGAGCAGGACAUAACUUCGCAGUUGCUCACACGCACACGGAAAGCGCUUCUGAAUUUAUCGACAAUCAUUGAACUUUCAGUCGCCAUAAAGUGGGACGUCAGAAGAAACAAAGCAUGAUGGGUAAACAGGUAGACUGGCUGGGCCGGUAGAAGCAUGUUACCGACAGUUUUAUUGCUUCUAUCGGUGUUCACUGUUCGAGGAAGCGCGUGCGAUGAUUUGAAGAGAGCAGCAAUCGAUAACCUGCAGGACACCAUUAAGAAUGAAGAAGAAACGGGAUUUCGCAAAGUGUUUCCGAAAAACUACUACGUGCAGCAUUAUUUCAAUGGCAGCACACAGUGUGAAGACUCGUGCUGUGUUGCCAGUGCAGCCUUCCUCCUGGCAGACUCCUGGAAGCAACUCCUGCAGCAUAUUGAAUGGAUUCACAUGAAACACAAAUUUAUUUCUGAACUGAUCAUGCAUCUUAACACCAUUUGGAAAGAGAGUUUCCAGGAAACACCAAAUCCCUCUGUCUUCCCGUCUGGCCCCUCCUCCCCAAGAGCUCUACUCACCUACACCUCUGAUGUCCUUUCCAAAUGGCUGGCCUUGAACUGCCCGGUUGAGAUAUGCAUAUUUCCCUCUCCAGCUCCUCAGCAAGAAAAACAACAAAGUGGUACUGACAGAGAACCGGUUGAGACACAGUCUGUAUCUGUGAAAGAAGGAGAAAGAGAAAAACGGUGGCUUACUGCGGCCGCAACUAACGGGGACGUGAGGUUGUCUGGUUGGUUCCUUUGUGUUCUCUGUUGUCUGAGGAUGCUGCUGGAUGUGCUGCUGAAAGAGCUCGGAUGAGGAAGGAGCUUCGUCCUAAUUUGAACACUGAGACAUCCUGGCUAAUAAGCCAUGACACUUAGCUACUGUGGUAAGCUUGGUAGACUGUAUUCAGUCAAAUCAACAUUUGCAUGUAAUGAAGAAGUUUGCUGCUGGAUGGUGCUGAGGAUGGAAUUGUGGUCAGUUAAUAGCUAUAGCAUCCCUUCUUGAGCUUGUUCCAUAUAAACCUUGAGGCCAGUGGAUCUCCUACGAUAGAAAGAGAUGUUUCAGCUUGCAAAAUGUCGAUUGGUAGAAACAGUACUCUCAGACAUAGUCUUCAGUAAACACUUUGACUUGGGCAGGUUCCUGUGACCAGUGGGUGUGAGGUGGCAAUACACCCUGGAUGAUAUGCCAGUUCAUUGCCGAGCAAAGAAGUAUACACAUGAUAUUACAGUAUGUGAUACGAAACUGUUAUUCUGAUUCAAAAUAACGUCUAGAAUACAUGAAUGAUAAAAAACAAACAAAUGGAACAGAAAUAAGGUACAAAGCCCAUAGGCUUCAUUUAACUUUAAGCACUUUACUAACCAUAGUAUAACCUUUACAAUAAAACAGUUUUGUAGAAGAAUUGUCAAAAGGUUUACGGUUGCUUUGGAUCCACCUGAACUUUUAAUACGAUCCUAGUGGAUUUAUCUCCAGUAGGAAAAUGCUAGGACUUUUGAAUGUAUGGAUUUUUUUUUUCUUCCUUCAAAUGGCUUUGUGACUUUGCGAGAAAAUAAUUUUGCACUCAGUAUGUGUCCUCAACUUUUUUUCACUCAUAUGAACCCUUAGCUGAACCCAAAACUCUUACCCUGAUUGUUCAUAGCUUUUAUUUUAUUUUUUUUUUAUUUCACUUCAUGCAAAUGAGCAUGCAUAUAAAAAAACAAAUUCUAAAACUCAGUGACUCAUUUUGUAUGGUUUUCUUUGUCGUGAGGAUGGCCAAUAAAGGCAA
This is a messenger RNA of Hemibagrus wyckioides, 2003 nucleotides long. RefSeq lists its product as uncharacterized. NCBI's taxonomy places the organism in Eukaryota, Metazoa, Chordata, Actinopteri, Siluriformes, Bagridae. The transcript is spliced from 5 exons. The record is from RefSeq and is a predicted model, not a curated record. Bases 386 to 1057 code for a protein of 223 amino acids.